GGUUAGUCAGCCUGUCGAUAGUCAGUGUGUCUCGCGGGUAACGUUGUGCUAGUGAUUAGAACGGUUUAAUGAGGGCCUGGUUUAUAAUUCUACAAUGGAAAUGGAACAGUCAAAGUCUUCAGGUUGCUGUUUAGUGUCUUCCCUCAAAGUCUCAACAAUCGUCUUGGGUUCUAUAGGCCUUCUCCUCUGGCCCGCCGCCAUCUGCGCCACAACAUAUAUUACCUUCGAUGUAGUGAAUGGAAAUUACUUGCAACCUUUCCCAAUCGUGAUGGCUGCAAUAAUCCUCGUAGGCGUCAACAUCGCCUACAUCUACCAGACUUCCCUGAUCAUUCUCACCCUUACAGAAAGCAAGAGGAUGUCGCGUCAAGUCGUCGAAUCAGUACGGCGCAACACGGCUUGUCUCGUGGCCUUCUUGCUGGUUGGCUUCGCCGAGUGGGUGACGAGCGUCGUUUUCUAUGUCAUGGAAGGGAUGGACCGGGUUGAGUACAUCACGCUCUUCGGAUGUAGCUUUUCUUUCGUGUGGACUGCAGUGGUGGCAGCUGUGGCAGGAUCGCUGACUCAUGUGGCAGAGAACGGAAGCAGGGACGAACACACGCCACGAGAUCAUUUUCCAUUGAUCGACUACUCAGCCGAACAAUUCGAAACACGAAACGAAAUGCAUCACAGGUACAAGGAAACUCGCUCAACGAAACCGUCCUACGCCCGAUCUAUGCCUGGAACGUGGGCUACGCCUGUGCACGGGCGGGUGUCACCGUGGUCGAGUCAUCUUUAGUUACCGGACUCGCUAUGCUUUGCUCGAAGGCGUGACAGGUGCACCGGCGACAGGGUCAAAGGGAAACGAAGAUCAUCUGCCCAGACACCGGAGUCGAAAAACUGAAAGAUGCUGACGGAAGAGGAAACCACAAAAGAAACUGGCCUUGUCGAAGAAACAGGAGAAAUAGCCGACGUCGAGGAAGCAACAGACAGAAUCGAUGAAACUAUAGACAUCAUCGGCGUAAAAGGGAUCUCGUCUGCCUCACGUGAUGAUAGAGUUGGAAGGGAUUCCAGUUUGCUUCGUGGUAGACACUGGGUGUGAGAUCAGUUCCAUUACCAGAGAACAAAUGACAAGCUUGGGAUAUGAGGAGAGCGGUUUGGAAGGUGGUCUCCCUCAUCGUUUGUUUGCCAGUGUGAAGACUAAUAACUAUAUAUCAGUGUGGCUUAUGAUCGUUAAGAACAAGUUUGACCACAACUUGCUUGGUCUCGACAUUCUUGCUAAUUACUGUUAUAUCAUAGAUUUAGAUAAGAACAGACUUACUUUCCGUGAGUGCUACGACUACGCUUCAUGGGACCUACGAAAGAUCACAGUGAAUAUUCAGGGGAAGGACGUGGAAAUGGAUAUUGACACAGGUGCCGUAUGUUCCACAUGUGGCCCCAGAUUUGUGCAAUAAGGCAUUCAGUCGUGAGGUGCACAAUGCCUGGUACAAGGUUAAACCCGACGAAACUCCAGAGGGAUAUAAAGAUCCUACACUGGGAGUGCCAUUCUUCUACGGAAUGCGUCUGCUGUUCAACCCGGACGGGUCUUUUGAAGUAAUGGAACCAGAGUCGGAGGACGAGAUGGGAAGCUCAGAUGUAGUUAGGGUAGUGAAAGAGACAGCUGGACAAGAAGAGACACCUGCGAUCUGAGACGUCUGCCAUAGAGGAGCCUCAGGGAUCGGAUGAAAAA
Molecule: messenger RNA, 1702 nt
Organism: Penaeus indicus
Lineage: Eukaryota; Metazoa; Arthropoda; Malacostraca; Decapoda; Penaeidae
Exons: 7
Coding region: 95-772 (225 amino acids)
Source: RefSeq, a predicted model, not a curated record